Molecule: messenger RNA, 3275 nt
Organism: Xenopus laevis (African clawed frog)
Lineage: Eukaryota; Metazoa; Chordata; Amphibia; Anura; Pipidae
Gene: septin3.L
Product: septin 3 L homeolog
Exons: 11
Coding region: 4-1398 (464 amino acids)
Cellular component (GO): septin complex; cytoplasm
Molecular function (GO): GTP binding
Source: RefSeq, a predicted model, not a curated record
GUUAUGGAAAAUCUGAAAGUUAAGAGUGCAGUACACUCAAGUGCCUUUAAACCACCGCUUCAAUAUUCUGGCCAUUCUGUGAUUCCAACAAUGAAGCAGGGAGAAAGGUGGGCAACACUACCCAUGACCAACCAAACCAGGGAGAGAUGGCCUUCAGAUGAGACUAUUGAGUUUCCAAAGGAAGAGAACACAAACAAUUGGUGGAGGGGAAGAGGAACUGUAUCUACAGCAGAGAAAGGAAGGCAAACUGCCCCAUCCCAGAUACUUGUCCGCACACUCUCUGAAGGAUUUUCCUUCUCCACCCUUGAUUUAUUGUCUAUUUCCUCUAAUGAGCCGAUGCCAUCAUGGGAUCUUGUACCAGCAGACAAUAAAGCAGAAGCAGCCAUGUCGGAACAUGUCCCGGAAACUCGACCCAAACCGGCAGUGCCCAUGAAGCCAGUGGGCAUGAACCCCAACCUCUUGGGUUAUAUUGGCAUAGACACCAUUAUUGAGCAGAUGCGUAAGAAAACAAUGAAAACGGGCUUUGAUUUUAAUAUUAUGGUUGUUGGACAAAGUGGCUUGGGAAAAUCUACACUGGUGAACACACUUUUUAAAUCCCAACUGAGUCGAAAAUCUGCAGGUUGGAGUCGGGAUGACAAAAUACCUAAAACAGUGGAGAUUAAAUCAAUCAGCCAUGUUAUUGAAGAAGGAGGAGUUAAAAUGAAGCUCACUGUAGUUGACACCCCAGGAUUCGGGGACCAGAUUAAUAAUGAAAACUGCUGGGAGCCUAUAGAAAAAUUUAUCAAUGAGCAGUAUGAGAAGUUCCUUAAGGAGGAGGUGAAUAUAGCCAGGAAGAAACGUAUCCCAGACACACGUGUGCACUGCUGUCUCUACUUCAUAUCUCCCACAGGACACUCCUUAAGACCUCUUGAUUUAGAAUUCAUGAAGCACCUCAGUAAAGUUGUCAACAUUAUUCCUGUCAUUGCCAAAGCAGAUACCAUGACCCUGGAAGAGAAAACAGAGUUCAAGCAAAGGGUUCGGAAGGAGCUAGAAGUGAAUGGCAUUGAAUUCUACCCUCAAAAAGAGUUUGAUGAUGACUUGGAAGAUAAAACAGAGAAUGAUAAAAUACGGCAGGAAAGCAUGCCUUUUGCUGUAGUUGGCAGUGACAAAGAAUACCAAGUAAAUGGAAAGCGUGUUUUGGGUCGUAAAACCCCCUGGGGCAUUGUUGAAGUUGAAAACCUGGCUCACUGUGAAUUCUCCUUGCUACGGGACUUUGUUAUUAGGACUCAUCUCCAGGACCUCAAAGAAGUGACCCACAACAUUCACUACGAAACUUACAGAGCCAAGCGUCUAAAUGAAAAUGGUGGUCUCCCCCCUGUCAGUGCCGAAAAUGAAGAGUCACACGACAGCAACAUAUGAAACCCUGGUAUAUUUCAUACCUCGAUGUCUAUCCUGGAUCCUCAUAGCAGUGUGUAUGACAGACACUUCAAUUACUGUCUAGGACGUUUUCCAUCCUUGGGCUGCCAACUCUUGGUGCCUCACACUCUGGAACAACAAUGUGGUCAUAGUGCAUGGCAGCUCUGAUAACAGGCCUGAAUUACAUGGACUGCACAAUAUCACAUAAAGAUAGGGAGAGAGAGGCAGCUGGACAAUACUGUGUUAUUUAUCACACUUUCUAAACAACAAAAUUCCCACAUUUCAUUGCCUUGAAUGAGCACAAUGUUGCCAUUUAGUCAAUUAACACCCAGUCAUUUCUAUGAGUAAGCAUAUCAUUCAUCACUUCAUUAGUACAUGUGGGCUAACAGAUACCAUCCACAAUAGUAACCAUCCUAUCCAUUACCUACAUCACCGUCAGCUGUAAACACUACAAAGCGUUUAUCGUUCCAAUGUACAAACAUACUUAGUCCUGCCAUGAUUUGUAUAACACCGGAGUGCUUUGGAAGGGGACUUUGGAUUCCUUCCUGUGACACUGAAGCCAAUCCACAAUGAGUUUUUUCGAUUUUAUGAUUAUAAUUUCACUUUGCACUUUGGAUACCUAUUCAUUUUUUCUAAUAUACACAAUAGUUACACUGUAACGCAUGAAAGUAUCCUGUAAACAGAGAUGGUGCCAUUCAGCAUCAGCAUUUUCUUGGUGAAGUAGCAUAAAAUGCCCAUCGAGAUAAACAAUAGGGAAAUGUCAUUGCAAACAAAAUAGUAUUGUUUUUUGGGGCCAGCACCUUGAGUAAGCUUGUAGCACUGCAGCAUUGCAUCACUGGGAUCCUGACUUUUAUUCCAACCUGCACACUAUCCACAAGAAGUUUGAAAGUUCACCCUGUGUCUACAUGGGUUUAUUCCAGGUACUCCUGAUAAAAUUGACCUUAGUGUGUAUAUGGUAGGGCCCUUAGACUAUUAACCCCAUAGGGAAGGAACUCUGAUGAGCAAUCUUGUAAAGUGCUGCAUAACAUGUUGGCACGAUUGUAAACUGAUGAUAAUUUUUUUCUGGCUAGGUUUAGAAGCUAUCAGACUAGGAAAUCCAGAGGCAUUCCCAUCAAUUUGAAAUUUUGAUAUUUAUUUAAUUUGAAAUUUUGAUAUUUAUUUACACUUUCCUGGAAUUUUUACAACAAAGUGACAUACUGAGGGGGCACCAGCAACUCCAGUACAGGUGAAACAUUUCCAAAUAUAACUUUGUAUUUGAAGGAAUGUAUAUCACCGGUGAUUAAAAAAUUUACUCUCAUGAAAAGAGGUGAGUAAACUGGUUUACCACAAGCAUUUCAAAACAUUUCCUCAAAAUACUACUUAACACAAUAUUUUGAAUAUUUAAUUAAUUGUGUGUAAUCUCCCUCAACCUGACAAUGCUCCUGCAAAGUCACAUAUUCUGAGAGCCCUAUGGCAAGAGCAACUGGUUUGAAUACAAGUAGCCACCCGCACACCCUUAUCCUUUCCAAGUGUUAUAAGCCCAGUGCUCAAUGUUAGAGGUUCGGCCUUGCGCACUAGAAAAUAAUUCACUGUCACACUGAGCUACUGCAAGAAGAAACCUUUGCACGUUUAAUGAGGAAGUGCAACUUUUUAGAGCCACGUCCCUUUGUCAAGCAUACGGAAAAACAUUUAAAGUAUUUAAAGGUAGAAUGAUUUACAGUUUUGGUGUAUUGCAUCUUUGCUGAAGGUGAUUUGUUGCCUAGACAGAGCUACUACAGCCAACUUCUCUUCUCAGCAAAAGUAGCUAGCUAUAUCUACAUACACACAGUUGCGUGUCUUGUUUUGGUGCUUUCUCCUUAAAUAGUUUGUAUUUAAACAUUAAUAUUAAAUAAUAACCUUCC